Molecule: messenger RNA, 1748 nt
Organism: Penaeus monodon (black tiger shrimp)
Lineage: Eukaryota; Metazoa; Arthropoda; Malacostraca; Decapoda; Penaeidae
Product: carbohydrate sulfotransferase 3-like
Exons: 4
Coding region: 475-1683 (402 amino acids)
Biological process (GO): N-acetylglucosamine metabolic process; sulfur compound metabolic process
Molecular function (GO): N-acetylglucosamine 6-O-sulfotransferase activity
Source: RefSeq, a predicted model, not a curated record
UCGACUCCAAGCUAUCACCUACGACGGGUGAACUUUUUCUUCUCAUUUCUAUUUCAAAAGCACACUUUUUUGUUAAUUAUGUGUCUCUAUUUUUGUUAAUUAUCUAUGACGUGAAUUUCCGCAAAUGGGACUCAUCAGCCUUCCAAAAUGCGUGAACUACUACUUUCGAAACUCCGACUGCAAAAAAUAAAAUAAAAUCAUUGAUGUAGUGUAAUAGCCGUGAGACUUAAAAAUCUACAUUGGGAGUUAAAUAACCACAAAUUUUCAACGUAACGUAUAAAGUGUCACUCACAUGUUACAAGUAACCUUGUUUCAAAGACAACUGGAAAUUUUACGAUCAUAGCGUAAGUUCCUGUGAAGUCAGUAAAAGAAUAAGAUACAAAUUAUAGAAAAUGCUAUAAGAAAAAACAAGAGAAUCACAAUAAUAAAAAUAAUAAUAAACAGACAAGAGAAUAAGCUAUAGAUUAAAGAAAAAUGCUAUCAGCAAUAAUAACAGACAAGUGGAUUCAGCUGAUGAGAAAAGUUGGAGUUUAUUUCCCAUGGAAGAAAGUACGCCUACUUGCUCUGAUUUUCGUCAGCUACUUAGUGGCCAGUCUUAUUUCCACAGAAGACCUUGGUGAGCUCUCUCCUCCUUUCUCUCCUUCGCCGAGUGCUUCGUGGCCGCAAGACGCCCCUGAGCCCCGGGCCAACACCACCCUCUACCCGUGCAGGUUUUCACUAAGGCAGAAUCGGUCCUCCUCAAGCGAGGCCACCCUCGACGGCGCCCCUGCGUCAGGCACGCCGAAUGUGGUUCUCAUGAGUUCGAUGGCCAGAAGCGGUUCGAGCUUCCUGGGCGGCCUGCUGAGCUCCCUCCCCGGCGUCUUUUACUUCUUCGAACCCCUCCACAACAUCGAACACUGGCACAUGCUCUCGCCGGCCACCGCCAGGGACGGCCUUCGGGGCCUCCUCACGUGCAACAUCACCGGAGCCAUCAGGAAGGCCGUGAGGACGCGGGGGAAGUACACCGUGUACCACCCGUACACGCGGCGCUGCGCCACCAAAGAGGCCUGCUUCGGCAGCCUCCUGGACGAGACGUGUCGCAAGGAGAAGUUUCGUGCGGUGAAGACGAUCCGGGCGCGAGUCUCCUGGCUGUCCUCGCUAUUGGAUGACCCCGAGGUUGACCUCCGGGUCAUCCACCUCGUGAGGGAUCCUCGAGGCUCAGUCAUCUCGAACUGGAAGGCCGACUGGGCGCCCAUCUCGGAGGCCACGAGUUGUCAGAAUCUGCUGUCCGAUCUGCGGGACGGCGCCCGCCUUCGGAGGCAGCGACCCGGCAAGUUUCUGACCGUUCGCUACGAGGACCUUUGCCUCGAUCCGCGGUUGAUGGCAGAAGUAAUAUUGUCUUUUCUUGGCUACACGAACCUUCCGCAGUCUACUGUUAACUACCUGAAUAAACAAACGAAAGCGACAAGAGACAGCAAAACCUACAGCCUCAGGCGAGACACGAAGAGCCAGCAGCAGAAAUGGCGGACGACGAUAACCGACGAGGAGUUCGCUAGGAUUGAGCCGGCGUGCGCGGCCUCCAUACUCCAGCUAGGGUUCAGCCUCUUCGGAAGCGCGGAGGCAGCCAGGAACCUCUCGCUCCCUCUGUACAACCGUUCGGCCGACCAGCAGGCCUACGACCACCGAGACUGCCUCCGUGAGUGAGGGGGAGGCGCAUGACAAAUGGAAGCUGGAGACGAGACGAAUAAAGCUUUGAACGCAGCCACAAA